UUGAACUGCUCUCCAAAUGACUGGGCGCGGGAAACAGGGCGGGAAGGCGCGUGCUAAGGCCAAGUCGCGCUCGUCGCGAGCUGGACUGCAGUUCCCCGUUGGUCGCGUCCAUCGCCUGCUGCGCAAGGGCAACUAUGCGGAGCGGGUGGGCGCCGGCGCCCCGGUGUACCUGGCAGCCGUGCUGGAGUAUCUGGCGGCCGAGAUCCUGGAGCUGGCGGGCAACGCGGCCCGCGACAACAAGAAGACUCGCAUCAUCCCGCGGCACUUGCAGCUCGCCAUCCGCAACGACGAGGAGCUCAACAAACUGCUGGGCAAGGUGACGAUUGCACAGGGUGGUGUGUUGCCCAAUAUCCAGGCUGUGCUGCUGCCCAAGAAGACCGACACCCACAAAGCCAAAACUAAAUGAGCCUAAUUAAGAAACAAAAUGGACAAAAAGGCUCUUUUUAGAGCCACCCACAAUGGUCAUGAAAGGUUGAA
Neopsephotus bourkii (Bourke's parrot) is the source of this 477-nucleotide messenger RNA. RefSeq names its product histone H2A-like. Gene Ontology annotation, cellular component: nucleosome. The transcript has a single exon. The record is from RefSeq and is a predicted model, not a curated record. Bases 17 to 406 code for a protein of 129 amino acids. Gene Ontology annotation, molecular function: protein heterodimerization activity; DNA binding; structural constituent of chromatin. NCBI's taxonomy places the organism in Eukaryota, Metazoa, Chordata, Aves, Psittaciformes, Psittacidae.